Messenger RNA from Vitis riparia (riverbank grape), 1646 nucleotides. RefSeq lists its product as uncharacterized. The transcript has 8 exons. Gene Ontology annotation, molecular function: zinc ion binding. Bases 162 to 1451 code for a protein of 429 amino acids. The record is from RefSeq and is a predicted model, not a curated record. Lineage: Eukaryota; Viridiplantae; Streptophyta; Magnoliopsida; Vitales; Vitaceae.
AUGGGUCAUGCUGCAUCUGACCUGAUUAGGUGGACCGUCAUCUUCCAGGCCAACCCAUUCUCUUAAGCACAUUACUCCCAGGUGCGUCCCGUCUUCUUCUUCCUCUAAAUCCCUGUUUUUCAUUUUUGGAUUAGUGUUUCGAGAUUCUGGAGGACUGAAGAAUGCACACUGCCCAGACUGUAACUGCCGGGGCUUCUGAGGCUUCUUCUCCACAGGCAAAUCUCCAAAUUCUGGAACGCACAAAUGAAGUUGUUAUAGAUUCAGGACCAAGGGAGAAGCGGCCAGAUCUUUCACUUCAAAUACCCCCUAGAUCUGUAAAUUUUGUCAAUAGCAGGAGUGGAAAAGGUUUACUCCAAUCUCAAGGAUCCGUAAAAGGUAUUUCACCUUCAAAGGGCUUGUUACGGGGUUUAAGCUUCAAAAAAAAGACUGCUUUACCUGAUGGUGAGAGAAGCUCCCUCCUCAACUCAGAUAGCAAGCCAACUGCAGAAAGUCCUAGGUUGUCCAACUUCAUGGAUGUUUUUAAUUGGAAAAGAUCUAAUUCUCUUCCUGUUUCACAUGCAUCAAACUUGUCCCCUUCAGUUUCUACACCUACUUCAGCAAGGCCGUAUAAUGAACGUCCCAGGUCACAUAAAGGGCCAGUUCAUAUGGUGGAUCCUGUGGUCUCAAGGUCCCUGUCCAUACCUGGUCGAAAUGUUGUCAUUGUAAGAUCUGUAUCUUUUGCUACUCGACAUGAACAGGUUCAGACUGAAUCUGGUGAUGAUCAAAUUACUCCCGUUCCUAUGCAAAAUGAAGACGAAGAGAUUCCUGAAGAGGAGGCAGUUUGCAGAAUCUGUUUUGAUGUUUGUGAAGAAGGAAACACACUCAAGAUGGAAUGCAGUUGCAAAGGUGCCCUCAGACUUUUACAUGAAGACUGUGCGAUUAAGUGGUUCACUACAAAAGGAAAUAAGACUUGCGAUGUCUGUGGGCAGGAGGUUCAGAACUUACCUGUAACCUUGCUUCGGGUGCCAACUUCUGCUCAAAGGGAUAACAGACAGGCACAUAAUCAACAGAGUUUAAAUUCACGAUCAGUAAGUGUUUGGCAGGACUUUGUGGUUCUUGUCUUGAUUAGCACGAUAUGCUAUUUCUUCUUCCUUGAGCAGCUCCUGAUUCAUGACAUGAAGACUCAAGCAAUUGUAGUUGCAGCACCAUUUUCUUUUACUUUGGGUGUUUUGGCGUCUAUUUUUGCAAUUAUCCUAGCAAUCAAGGAGUAUAUAUGGACAUAUGCUGCUCUUGAGUUUGCGCUUGUGGCCAUAAUCGUCCAUCUUUUCUAUAGUUUGCUUCAUCUGAAGGCGGUUUAUGCCAUAAUGCUUUCUGCAGUUAUGGGUUUCGGCAUAGCUAUGAGCCUCAAUUCAUUGUACAUUCAAUUUUUUACUUGGCGGUUUCAGGUUACACAGAACUCCAACCCUGUAUGACCAGACCUCUGAGAGGAACCACGUGCCCGGACAAAGCACUGGAGUACAUAUUAGCUACCCAGGCACUGUAAUUAUAUUAAGAAUUGUAGAUUGUUUUUUUUUUUUUUUUUAUGUAUAUUUUUAGUGGUCCAAGUGUCACACAUGAACUUAAGAAAAACCUAAAUCUGUGAUAAAUAUGCUACUUUUUUUUUUUUU